UCCUUCUCGACGCCAUCUGACGAACGAAUUACGAACCAAAAUCCAAACGAUAUUCUCCGUUUUCCGUUCUGACGCCGUCUGCCGGACGAAUCGUGCAAACGAUGACUUCCGCCAUGUUGGCUUAUCGGAGUGGGAAGCGGUGUGUGGGCUCGAUUUCUAAGCGUUAUUUUUCUAGAGCGUGUAGAAAUGUGCACAGUUCCAGUAAAACAGAAGAAGAAUACGAUAUUGUUGUCGUCGGAGGAGGUAUCGUAGGCACGGCUACCGCGAGAGAAUUGAUCUCGAGACAUCCGACAUUGAAAAUUGGUUUAGUGGAAAAAGAACAAAAAUUAGCUGCUCAUCAGAGUGGUCACAACAGUGGAGUUAUACAUGCUGGAAUAUAUUACACUCCUGGUUCUUUGAAGGCAAAAUUGUGUGUGGAAGGUUUAGAAUUAACCUAUAAAUAUUGUGAUGAACAUAAUAUACCGUAUAAAAAAUGUGGAAAGUUAAUAGUUGCCGUAGACAGAGAAGAAUUACCAAGAUUAGAUGCAUUGUACGAACGUGGUCAGAAGAAUUCUGUUAAAGAUUUGAAAGUUGUGAAUGCGAGUGAAAUUCGAGAAAUUGAGCCAAAUUGUCAAGGAUUAAAGGCAUUAUGGUCGCCCCAUACCGGUAUCGUCGAUUGGGCAGAAGUAUGUCGAUCUUAUGGAAGAGAUUUUGAAAAGAGUGGAGGAAAAAUUCAUCUCGGUUUUAAUGUCAAAGCUUUUAAAACUGUUGCAGAAAGCCAGAAAAAACAUUCAGUAGAUUCUAGUCAAUAUCCUGUCAGAAUUAUAUCUUCAAACAAAGCCAUAAGAAGUCGAUACUGUGUAACUUGUGGUGGUCUAUAUUCGGAUAAAUUGGCCACGUUAUCAGGCUGCAGCCUAGAUCCUCAGAUUGUGCCAUUUCGUGGAGAAUAUCUUCUAUUAAAGAAAGAAAAAUGUGAUCUCAUUAAAGGUAACAUAUAUCCAGUUCCUAAUCCAAAAUUUCCCUUUCUUGGAGUACACUUCACUCCACGUAUUGAUGGCAGCGUAUGGUUGGGGCCUAAUGCAGUAUUAGCAUUCAAACGCGAAGGUUAUCAUUUAACAGAUGUCAACGUACCUGAAUUGUGGGAAGCAGUCAAGCAUCCGGGCUUUCAACGCUUAGCUGUGAAAAAUAUCUUAUACGGUAUACAGGAAAUGUAUAGAGGAGUGAAUAUUUUUGCGCAAGUUCGUCAAUUACAGAAAUUUGUUCCUAAACUCCGCUUAAAUGAUGUCACAAGGUGA
Molecule: messenger RNA, 1274 nt
Organism: Centruroides sculpturatus (bark scorpion)
Lineage: Eukaryota; Metazoa; Arthropoda; Arachnida; Scorpiones; Buthidae
Product: L-2-hydroxyglutarate dehydrogenase, mitochondrial-like
Exons: 8
Coding region: 102-1274 (390 amino acids)
Molecular function (GO): (S)-2-hydroxy-acid oxidase activity; (S)-2-hydroxyglutarate dehydrogenase activity
Source: RefSeq, a predicted model, not a curated record